GGGGACCAAUCGCAGAUCUUUCUCUACAAAUACUUUGCUGCAAAUUCUCCUAAUUUUUUCAGAAAAUCUAACACAAGGGAAAAAAUGAGAGAGAUCCUUCAUGUUCAAGGUGGACAAUGUGGGAACCAAAUCGGUUCCAAGUUUUGGGAGGUUGUUUGCGAUGAGCACGGCAUAGAUCCAACUGGAAGGUACAUUGGUUCCUCGGAUCUGCAGUUGGAGCGUGUUAAUGUUUACUAUAACGAGGCUUCAUGUGGUCGCUUUGUUCCUCGUGCUGUGCUCAUGGACUUGGAGCCUGGUACGAUGGACAGUGUCCGAACUGGUCCUUACGGCCAGAUUUUCAGGCCAGACAACUUUGUUUUUGGACAAUCCGGUGCUGGAAACAAUUGGGCCAAGGGCCAUUACACCGAAGGAGCCGAGCUUAUCGAUGCCGUUCUUGAUGUUGUGAGGAAAGAAGCUGAGAACUGUGACUGCCUGCAAGGUUUCCAGGUAUGCCACUCAUUGGGUGGGGGAACUGGUUCCGGUAUGGGUACAUUGCUUAUCUCGAAGAUCAGAGAGGAGUACCCCGAUAGGAUGAUGCUUACGUUCUCCGUGUUCCCCUCGCCAAAGGUUUCCGAUACGGUUGUCGAGCCAUACAAUGCUACUCUUUCGGUUCAUCAGCUUGUUGAGAAUGCUGAUGAGUGCAUGGUUCUUGAUAAUGAGGCUUUAUAUGAUAUCUGCUUCAGGACUCUUAAAUUGACUACUCCUAGCUUUGGUGAUUUGAACCAUUUGAUCUCUGCAACCAUGAGUGGAGUUACUUGCUGUCUAAGAUUCCCCGGCCAACUCAACUCCGACCUCCGAAAGCUUGCUGUGAACUUGAUUCCCUUCCCCCGUCUUCACUUUUUCAUGGUCGGAUUUGCUCCACUGACCUCCCGCGGUUCUCAGCAGUACCGAGCUCUAACUGUCCCUGAGUUGACACAACAAAUGUGGGAUGCAAAGAACAUGAUGUGUGCUGCUGACCCGAGGCACGGUCGAUACCUCACAGCAUCAGCCAUGUUCCGAGGCAAGAUGAGCACCAAAGAAGUGGAUGAACAAAUGAUCAAUGUCCAAAACAAGAACUCUUCCUACUUCGUCGAAUGGAUCCCGAACAACGUGAAAUCCAGUGUCUGCGACAUCCCACCUAGAGGGCUAUCAAUGGCAUCAACCUUCGUAGGAAACUCGACCUCGAUCCAGGAAAUGUUCAGGCGAGUUAGUGAACAAUUUACCGCUAUGUUCAGGAGGAAAGCUUUCUUGCAUUGGUACACCGGUGAAGGUAUGGACGAGAUGGAGUUCACCGAGGCUGAGAGCAACAUGAACGAUCUCGUGUCCGAAUAUCAACAAUACCAGGACGCUACCGCUGACGAGGAAGGCGAAUAUGAGGAUGAGGAAGAUUUGGAUGAAGAACACAUGUGAUGAAAGCGAAAACCAAACGAAGUUGUCGGUAAUGCAGCAUAUACAGGUAUGUGAUUCGAGCUUUGUGUUUUGGAUUUGUAUGUAAUGAGUAAUGAAAGUGUCUUUUCCCUAUUUUUCCCUUUCACGAGUUUGCUUUUUUUGGUUUCUAUUUGAGAGAGUAAUGUAUAAUAUAUUCGAAAAUAGUAAUGUAAUACCUAUGGCUAUGUUUGUAUUAAUUUGGUUUUUGUGUAUUAUAUGAUCAAUGCCUUAUUUCUUCUCUUAUUGAAGUAUUUAGGGGAAAAA
This is a messenger RNA of Gossypium arboreum, 1710 nucleotides long. Its product is annotated as tubulin beta-5 chain. Gene Ontology annotation, biological process: mitotic cell cycle; microtubule cytoskeleton organization. The transcript has 5 exons. Gene Ontology annotation, molecular function: GTPase activity; GTP binding; structural constituent of cytoskeleton. The record is from RefSeq and is a predicted model, not a curated record. Gene Ontology annotation, cellular component: microtubule; cytoplasm. Bases 85 to 1428 code for a protein of 447 amino acids. Lineage: Eukaryota; Viridiplantae; Streptophyta; Magnoliopsida; Malvales; Malvaceae.